Cucurbita maxima (winter squash) is the source of this 769-nucleotide messenger RNA. RefSeq lists its product as uncharacterized. The transcript has a single exon. The record is from RefSeq and is a predicted model, not a curated record. Gene Ontology annotation, biological process: negative regulation of cell population proliferation. NCBI's taxonomy places the organism in Eukaryota, Viridiplantae, Streptophyta, Magnoliopsida, Cucurbitales, Cucurbitaceae. Bases 271 to 420 code for a protein of 49 amino acids.
AAAGGAAAGAACAAGGAAGCAUCUCUUCAGCUCUCCCAAGAACCAAAAUGGCUUCUCAAAUCCCAAAACCAUUCUUUCUUCUUCAAAUUUUAAUAUCGUCGAUGGGUCGACCAACUUUCUUGGUGUUUGAAUCCCCAAAUAAAUGCUGUUUUUCAAACCCAAGAGAGAGAGACCUGGAUUCCCUUCUCUAUAUAACUGCACGCCCCUUAGUACUCGUCAUACAAAGUGAACAACACGGUUCGUACCACUAGAGUUAUUGCAUGCGCCACCAUGGGAGAUAGAAAGAACAAGAACAAGAACAAGAACAAGAAGGUUUUGUGGAGAUCACGAUCGUCUUUCGGAAGCUAUAUUAGAGAACAAAAAGGAAGACUUUACAUUAUUCGAAGCUGCAUCGUAAUGCUCCUCUGUUGGCACGACUGACUCCAAUGUUCAUGUUGAUUUGUUUUUAAAUUUAGUGAAAAGGGUUCGUACCACUAGAGUUGUUGCAAACGCCACCAUGGAAGACAGGAAGAACAAGAAGGUUUCGUGGAGAUCCCGAUCAUCUUUCAAAAGAUAUAUUAGAGAGCAAAAAGAAAGGCUUUACAUUAUUCGAAGCUGCAUCGUAAUGCUCCUCUGUUGGCAUGACUAACUCCAUUAUUCUAUCGUCUUGUUUUUAAUUUUCAUGAAAAGGGUUCGUACCCGUAGAGAUGUUUUGUUCGAGCAUUAUUUGAAAUCCCGACAAAUUGAGUUGAUCGGUGAUGAUAAUAGCCUAGACUUGAGCUCAGUGAUU